AUGGAUUUCGACCGGACUGCUCGUCCUGUCGUCCAGGACGACGAGAUAUCCUCGGGUAGCUACCAAUCAGACGGAUAUACCCUCCCUGGCGAUAGUAUGGACGAUGACGCCCGCAGCAUUGCAAGCGCUUCCUCGUACGAAUCCUAUGACUCGGUCUGCCCGCGCGAGCGUCUUCCCUCGUACCGCGUUCCCAGGGGCCAGGGCACUUCGCAGCCUGUCUACGAGGCCUGGGUCCUGUGCAUGUCGCACGAGACCGAUCACGACAUCACCAAGAUUACGUCGUGCGGUUUCGACCUCGUGUCAGCCCAUGACGAGGAGAAGCCCUUUGUUGUCUCCCGGACGGAGCCGUACGAGCAGCAGGAGCUCUCCGACAUGACUCUGGCCUCUGUCAACAGCUACAAUGCCGCCAACAAGCGAGGGUUUACCGCGCGCCUCCUCUGCGGCAAGCCCAAGACGUAUGAGCAGGCGCUAGACGGGCGCAUCCGGAAGUUGCCCGUCUCUCUCCAGUCCAACCUCAACGGCCUUCUCCGUAACCGUGAGGAGGCUAGCUCCAAUCGCUUCCACCGCCGCGAGUGGACCGUGGUCAUGAUGCGCGAGCAGUAUCGCUACCGGUUUGCAAGCGCGGCACCGGAGCCGGUGAAGAAGAAGGGCUUCUGGAAGGGCAAGGACUCUCGACGGGUUGAGUAUCUCUUUGUCAUCCGGGGUGCUGAGGGCAGGGUGGCCACUGAUGACAAGGGCAUGUACCAGCCGCGAGAGUUUGGCAACCCCUGGAAGAGAGUUGACGAGGAGGAGUUUUAUCUUCGCGAGCGCUCCAAGGACAUCAGACGCUUCGGGAAGGGAUAUGUCCAAGAUGGAUGGUGUCCCAGGCCGAGAGGGAGAUCACUGUCUCCUAUGCCCAAUUAUGCUGGUCCCCCUCCGCCACAAUUCCGGCAAUGUCCACCUCCGCAGCGGCCUUUGAUCAUCGAAGAACGCGGUAGGCCUUACAGCCGCAGCCGUAGCCGCAGUCGAAGUGAAAGUCGUAGUCGCAGCCGAAGCCCAUCAUAUCCACCCAUGAUGAAUGACUACCGCCCUCACCUCAACCCGUUUGUGCCUAUGCCAUUGCCGAUGGGUGGCAUGCCUCCUUUGCCUCCUCCUCCUCCUGGUCGAUUCCUUGGCCAAACUCUCGCAGCACCAGGACCUCAUCAGCCCCCAUUUGGACUGCCGCCUUUUGAGAACCGGAUGCGCUCACAGUUACAUGACCGAAUGAGUUUCCCCAACCCACCAAACCCGAGUGAUCUCCUCCCAGAGUCCUGUGCCUGGUCCCAGCCCUUGGGAGUUCCCUUGACAUACUCCGAGGGACAGCCCAUCCCGCAGUCGGACAUCCUCCCCGUGCCCAUGCAUAUGCACGCAGCGGCUCCAUUCCCCUUCGAGAUCUCCUCCCCGCCGCAGUCCCCACGCCCCUCCUUCAGCUGCAUGGGUGGCGCGCCUCCCGCGUCGCCAAGGCUGCCGACCAUGGAGGCCUGCCACCGCUUGUUCGACGCCGAAUUCUUGCAUGACGCCGGCUCCUCGUCGUCCAGCAACCCGCCGCCGCCACCGCCCCCCAAGCCGAGCAACCUGACCACGCCAACUGAGUUCUCCCCCGCAUCGUCCAACCACACCGGGUCGACUGUGCAGAGCACGGACGUCACGACGCCCGGGGGGCCUGGUAUGGAGGUCUUUUGGGAGGAGGGGCCUAGCCCUGCGAAUCGUGGCUUUCCGGCGGACAAUUGA
Molecule: messenger RNA, 1749 nt
Organism: Diaporthe amygdali
Lineage: Eukaryota; Fungi; Ascomycota; Sordariomycetes; Diaporthales; Diaporthaceae
Exons: 1
Coding region: 1-1749 (582 amino acids)
Source: RefSeq, a predicted model, not a curated record